This is a messenger RNA of Porites lobata, 874 nucleotides long. Lineage: Eukaryota; Metazoa; Cnidaria; Anthozoa; Scleractinia; Poritidae. The record is from the annotation of a GenBank genome assembly.
UCAGAGCCAGAUGGUGCACCACAAAAUGUAAGGGGACAUAACAUCAGUUCAACAAGCAUUUCAGUAUCGUGGGACGAAGUGCAAGCUGAGCUGCGGAAUGGUAUCAUUACCGGUUACAAUAUAACGUACCAGUCUCAGACAGAAAAUGACAGUGGAGUUGUAGAAGGUGGUCCUAACGAUCGUCAGGCCAACCUAACAGGGCUAAAGGAGUUUGUUCAAUACACUAUUUCAGUGUUUGCAUCUACAGUGAAAGGAAUUGGACCGCCUUCUGUUCUUGUUGUUAGAACAGACCAAGAUAGUAAGUGGCUUAAUUUAUUUUCCCUUUUUCCAUCAACGAAGAGUUAGUGUUUUACAGUUGAGUUUAAAACAAAAUUUGAUGGGUUUUUCAAUGAUCAAUUUCUGUAUCAAAUUGUACUGUCCAUCAACGUCACCGUUUAGGGAUUUGUCGUUUUGCCAUUUGACCGACUGGAAACUGUAAUUUUAUCUGCGUUUCUAUAUCGACCCGGUGAUGUCACCUCCAGUUUUACUUUUCGUCAUUAUUUUUCGCCUCAUGUAACGUAAUUCGGAUUCCAGAAUCCAGUAAAUGUUUGCUUGGGGAGUCUGGAAUCCUUAGAAUUCAGCUCAAGGAAUCUGGAAUCCCGCUAACGAUUAGAAUCCCGAAUCCAUGGCCUAGAAUCCAGAAUCUAACGCUAUCUUACUGAUUACCUUAUUUGGGGCGAUUUUGCUGUUAAAUUGUUCCUUGUGGGGAAUGUCGAAGUUAUGUAGCGUCAUCACGAACUAACAACAGUUACUUUGAAUUUGUUCAUCAGAACCAGAUGGUGCACCACAAAAUGUAAGGGGAAAUAACACCAGUUCAACCAGCUUUUCAAAAUAG